UGUUUAAAUUAUUAACGAAAGGGGUGGCUAAUUUUUAAGAGAUUUUCUCGUGGGUUACUCCCUUCCCGCUGCCGCGAGUACCGAGCAGCGUUCGAGCAUCACCGCUGCGCCCGCCCAAAACGAACACGCUUCAACAGCACCCCAGCUCAUUCUGCAGACUUCGGCAGCUCAAUCGCUUCAAAUCUCAGUGUAGAAGAAAAAGACACAUCGAAGAAACUCCAUAUAGUAGUAGAGUAGAAGAAGAAGAAGAAGAAGCAGCAGCUAGAUCUCGCAACACAUCCUUUCAGACAUGAGGAGGCCUGGGCAUCACCUUCAUCAUCACCAUCAUCGGCAAAAGCAAUUUGGAGUAAUACGAGCGCUGCUGGGGAGGUCCAUGAUCGUCGUCGUUGUUAUCUUGAUCUGUUCCAUCUCGCUCUUUGCGACACUUAAAGGGAAUAACCGACCUGCGUCUCCAUCUAAGAUUGAUUUAGAAGAGAUUUGGGGGUCUGCUUCUUCCAGGGGUUGGAGGCCAUCAUCUGCGCCACGAUCUGAUUGGCCCCCUCCUCCUAAUGAGAGCAAUGGCUAUCUGCGUGUUCGAUGUAAUGGUGGUCUGAAUCAGCAACGCACUGCGAUUUGUAAUGCGGUCCUUGCUGCACGAAUCAUGAAUGCUACACUCGUGCUGCCUGAGUUGGAUGCAAACUCCUUCUGGCAUGAUGACAGUGGCUUUCAGGGUAUCUAUGAUGUUGAGUAUUUCAUCAUGUCACUGAGGUACGAUGUCCGUAUUGUGGAAACAAUUCCAGAAAUUCGUAAAAAUGGAAAAACUAAGAAGAUAAAAGCUUUUCAGCUUCGCCCCCCUAGAGACGCUCCUAUUAGUUGGUACACAACAGUUGCUCUGAAGAAGAUGAAGGAACAUGGUGCUAUCUAUCUCACUCCCUUUUCGCAUCGUCUCGCUGAAGAAGUUGACAAUCCUGAAUACCAACGUUUGAGAUGCAGAGUUAAUUAUCAUGCCCUCAGAUUUAAGCCACAUAUUAUAAAGUUAAGCCACUCCAUAGUCAAUAAACUUCGUUCUCAAGGUCGUCAUUUCAUGGCAAUACAUCUUCGUUUCGAGAUGGACAUGCUGGCCUUUGCUGGGUGCUUAGAUAUAUUUACCCCUGAAGAGCAAAAGAUAUUGAGGAAGUAUCGGAAAGAAAAUUUUGCAGACAAAAACCUUAUAUAUAGCAAAAGAAGAGCCAUAGGAAAAUGCCCAUUAACUCCAGAAGAGGUUGGUCUUAUUUUACGUGCAAUGGGGUUUGACAAUUCCACCAGGAUAUACCUUGCAGCUGGUGAACUUUUUGGUGGUGAGCGAUUUAUGAAACCUUUCCGGUCAUUAUUCCCUCGCCUUGAGAACCAUAGCACUGUGGACCCUACUGGUGAGCUAGUAGAGAACACACGGGGCUUGCUAGGCUCUGCUGUGGAUUACAUGGUUUGUCUCCUUUCUGACAUUUUCAUGCCAACAUAUGAUGGCCCAAGUAACUUUGCCAACAAUCUCCUCGGGCACCGACUAUACUAUGGCUUUCGAACUACAAUCAAACCCGACAGGAAAGCUCUUGCCCCGAUCUUCAUUGAUAGAGAAAAUGGACAGAUAGCUGGUUUUGAAGAAGCUGUUAGGCGUGUAAUGCUCAAAACAAACUUUGGUGGGCCCCAAAAACGGGUCCAACCAGAGUCUUUCUACACUAAUUCGUGGCCCGAGUGUUUCUGUCAAUUAUCACCAGAUAAUCCUGCUGAUAGAUGCCCACCAGAUAAUGUUUUGGAUAUUCUAGAGAGGCAGUUAGAGAAACAAGCAAUCAACGUUUCAGAAUCCUUGAUGCCAUCAAAUUUGACAUUGUCCCAGGCAAAAAACUGAGAAUUUGCCACAAGUUUAUAGAUGGUCAUUAUUCUACUUCUCUGGCAAUGCAACUGUACGCUUCAAAUUGGAUAAGAGAGUUUGUCAUCCAAUUCACUUUCAGGUAUCUUUUUCUGGAAUUUGCAUCCUCUGUGGAACUUAGGGUGAUGAAACUUAUGAACUUGUAGGGGUAUUUGUGUGAGAUAUGACAUGGCAUGCCAUAGAAGAGAGUAAAAUGUGAAGGAUGGGAUUGAAAAGGCUGAAAUUGAAAUUUCAAGAAGGAUUUUAUGAAAAAAGCUGGAGCCAUUCCUGAAUCUACUCUAGCCAUGAUAACUGUUCUCGUCUUAUCGAUAACUUCCUCUGCCUUUUGCGUCAUCAUUCAAAUGGAUGAAACAAAACUACACUGAUCUCUCCUUUGUUUUCUUGAAACAACAAUACCUCCCUCAACUUUGACAAAAUACCAGGGAGUUGCCUGUUGCGGGCAUUCAAUAAAAGUGUCUUUUAUUUUUUCUUUCUUAUUUUUGUGUAAAAUAAAAGGUCGCGUCAUUUUCUAGGCUAUCCCAAGUGAUAUUUAAAUGAUGUAGAGAGAGAGCCUUACAGCGAUUCCACCCUCCCUGCCCCCCAUGGCCCCACUGCAUGGUGGCAAAUCACCUCAACAAUUUCCAUUCCCCACCCCGCACCCCCCCAACUCAGCACAACCAAUUUACCAUCAUCAGCGUAGUGGCAACUCUCACACAAUCACCAAUCUUGAGAUCAUCACCCAAUUUAUCAUCAUCAUUGCCCCACCACCCUAUAGUUCUCCAUCUUCUGUGUCAGUUCCAUUAUUUUCUUAUUUCCAUUUUCUUCAUUCCUAUUUUUCUUGUGCUUCAUAGCACAUCACUUUUUUCCUCAUCUACAGGCCUCCAAGUACCUUUGGAGCAACCAGAGCUGUAUUUUUCUGAAGCAAUUUUGCUGGCUGAAUUACUGUUGGGUGCACUGCUGCUAAUCUAGAUCAUAUUAACCUUCUAGAGAUUUAAAAUUUGUUCAGAUUCUCAGUUGUCUUGAAUUAUCUUUACCUUGAACUCUUUACUACCCAUUAGAUCUGUGCCAGGCUAUAUAGCUCACUGCUGCUUUUCCAUGUUUGGAAAAUUGAUUUUAGGCCUGUUGCCUAAACAAAUUUGCAACAAAGAAAAGGUUCCUUUGACACCCGCACGGGUGUGUGUGUGCGUGUGUGUUUUCCUCUUCUUGUUAAUUGAAAUGAUGGGUAUUUCAGUAGAUCUGAUCAUUGCGUGGCUGUAGAUUACAGAUGCAUUGCUGGGAGAUUGAUCAAGCGGCUGUGUUCAUGAUGUCGAGGAUUGAGCCUUGCCGGGGCAUCUUUUGAGAUGAGGGGUCAAAUUGUGUUUCGAAUUGGAAUUGGAUGCAUGGCUGAAGCAUGGGUGCAUGACCCCGUUUCUAGGUUUAUGUAGUGCAAUGAAUUUAAUUUGUCCACAUUAGACUUCGCUUGGGUAUUGUCACAGUGAGUCAGUUUGCUUCAAGGCGCCUCUGUAAAAAGUAGUAUCGAUAUAUGCACCUUUACAACAGUCCUGCCUGCUCCUGGUAUAAAAAAAUCUUACCUUCACCUAUUAUAGUGCCUUUCAUUUCUCUGAAACCAGUUGGAAAAACAUCAUGUUUACAAUUGUAUAAUUUUAAGCCUUUAAUUGAUGGAAAGAUUAAGGGCUUGUUCAGUGUGAUGAAUAGUUUUAUGAUUUUUUAGUUGGUUUUCCAGAUAAUCAUAAAAAUACUGGAUUGUUUAA
Malania oleifera is the source of this 3612-nucleotide messenger RNA. RefSeq names its product O-fucosyltransferase 1. The coding region runs from base 290 to 1861 and encodes 523 amino acids. The record is from RefSeq and is a predicted model, not a curated record. NCBI's taxonomy places the organism in Eukaryota, Viridiplantae, Streptophyta, Magnoliopsida, Santalales, Ximeniaceae. Gene Ontology annotation, cellular component: cytoplasm; trans-Golgi network; endosome. The transcript has 9 exons.